This is a messenger RNA of Telopea speciosissima, 1175 nucleotides long. Its product is annotated as protein FAR1-RELATED SEQUENCE 5-like. Lineage: Eukaryota; Viridiplantae; Streptophyta; Magnoliopsida; Proteales; Proteaceae. Bases 182 to 928 code for a protein of 248 amino acids. The transcript is spliced from 3 exons. The record is from RefSeq and is a predicted model, not a curated record.
CCCAUGUCCCAAUUCCAAAACAAAUAGAGAAACUCUACGGUUUAAGGCUGACUCUCGUCGAGUUCAAAGCCCAGAGCCCAAAGCCAUGACUCCAAAGCUCAAGAGCCCCUGAAUUGUUUUCUCGAUCGAUCGUUUUUCGUGGGCUCUUCAGGCUUUACAGUCAACGCCAAUAGUAAAACUCAUGGAUUUUGGACUUCAUUUGGGUGUUAGUGGGAAGGAAUUAGGGAAUUCCACAGCUAUGGUUGUUAGAGAGGUUCCUACCAAUGAAUUGGUUGAAAGUUCCGAUCAAGGGGAGAUACAUGAGGGUGAGAAUGGUAUAGUAUCUCAUAGUUCUUCUGGAACAACUUUAGCUGGAACUGAAGGGGAUGCAAAUUUAGAACCACAGGUGGGUAUGGAGUUUGAGUCUGAAACAGCUGUACAUGCAUUUUAUAGUGCAUAUGCUAUGCGGACGGGAUUCACAGCCCGCUCGAACAAAGUCUAUCGUUCAAGGCGUGAUCGGGCUAUUAUUGGUCGGGAAUAUGUGUGUAACAAAGAGGGUUUCCGAGUACCUGAUAAGCGUCGGAGUGUAAUCAAGCCACGUGCACCCACAAGGCUAGGUUGCAAAGCGAUGAUUGCUGUAAAGAGACUGAGUUCAGGGAAAUGGACUAUUUCCAGAUUUGUGAAGGAGCACAGUCAUCCACUAACUCCUGGAAAGAAUCGAAAGGGUUCACUAUUAGAUCAAUAUCCGAAUGAACAUGAGAAGAUCCAGGACCUAUCCCAACAGCUACUUGUUGAGAAACGACGAUGCGCAGCUUACAGAAAGCAACUUGAUCUGCUUUUCAAGUACAUUGAGGAGCACACAGAGAGCAUGUCAGAGAAGAUCCAACACAUAGUUAACACUGUAAAUGAGAUUGAAUCUGGGAAGUCAGUGCAUCGACAACCUAGAUAGCCUUUGCAUGUCAACUCGCUACCAUUGUACUUUGUUUCUUUUAUUUUUUCAAUUUGUUGGAAUUCUAUUGGGUAUCUAUGGUAACCCUUUAUUGUGGAUAAUCAAAUUGCAAAUUCAGGUGACUCGGUAUUUGCCUUCAUUGCUUCUAAUAGUGGUAUAAAGAUAGAGACAUGCUCUCUCCUUGGAUCCAUUGAUCCAUAAUUUGCAUUCCAAUCUCAGACUUUCUAUCACUCCUUUUCCAGUUUCU